Molecule: messenger RNA, 943 nt
Organism: Purpureocillium takamizusanense
Lineage: Eukaryota; Fungi; Ascomycota; Sordariomycetes; Hypocreales; Ophiocordycipitaceae
Gene: MRPL6
Product: 54S ribosomal protein L6 mitochondrial
Exons: 3
Coding region: 28-819 (263 amino acids)
Biological process (GO): translation
Cellular component (GO): ribosome; mitochondrial large ribosomal subunit
Molecular function (GO): rRNA binding; structural constituent of ribosome
Source: RefSeq, a predicted model, not a curated record
AUCCAUUGCGGCAACAACGCGAACUCAAUGGCCUCUGCGUUUGCUCCUCUCCGGGGCAAGGCGUUAGGCCAUGCCCUGCGCGGCGCGCCGGCCGCGUUGCUGCCGGGGUUCCUGGUGCCGGCAUGGCAGAGGCUGGCGGCUCAGCAGCAGCGACAGCGACGGCGACAACAGCAGCACCAAUUCUCGACGACGACCAAACGGCCCUCGAAGCUGGGACGGACGCCGAUUUCGAUACCGCCGGGCGUGGAGCUGACCGUGGGGGAGGCCAAGUCGAUACGGAGCGCGACGUCGUAUGCGGCGAUGGUCAAGAGGACGAUUACGAUUAAGGGGCCGCUAGGGACCCUGGAAAUGGAUGUGCCAGAGUACGUCGGCUUGACGCAGAACCCGGAGGACCGGACGGCGUUGCUGAGCGUCGACGAUGCAAACGUGAGGCACCAGAGGGAGAUGUGGGGCACAACGUGGUCGUACCUCAACAACCACAUCAUGGGCGUCUCGGAGGGCCACACGGCGAUCCUGCGGCUCGUGGGCGUGGGGUACCGAGCGACCGUGGAGCGGCGGGGCGGCAAGGAGACGUUCCCGGGGCAAAAGUUCCUGUGCCUCAAGCUCGGCUUCACGCACCCGGUGGAGGAGGGGAUCCCGCGCGGCGUGACGGCGACGGCGCCGGCGCCGACGCGCAUCCUGCUCGAGGGGCCGGACCGCGAGGUGCUCAUGUCGUUUGCGGGGCGGGUGCGCAAGUGGCGGCCGCCGGAGCCGUACAAGGGCAAGGGCGUCUUCAUCAACGACCAGACCAUCAAGCUAAAGCAAAAGAAGAUUAAGUAGAUGUGGGGGGUUUCUGUUGAACGGACGGCAGUCGCCAUGGGGCAAGUGCGUCUGCUACGGGAUUGGGGAUUGGUGUGUAGAAGAAAGACUUGUACUACUAGCAUGGCUGUCAUAUACUGGGGGG